AUGCCACCCUCCCGCUCCAGCCUAACAAGCGACCACGAGAGACUAGAACCACGCCUUCUCCGCGCAGCAGAAACAAACGACCCAGAAGCCCUGUCACACACAAUAUCCCUCGCGCGCGACACAAAUCAACUAACAGACAAUUUCCUGCGCAUAGGAUUGAUGCGCAGCGCCGAACGCGCAAACAUUGCCGCAACAAAAUACCUACUGUCCAUAGGCGCAAAGACAGACGUCGCAACCACCCGACUCUCCCCGCUUCACCGCGCCGUCGAGCGAAAUCAUUAUGAGAUUGUGGAGUUAUUGCUUGGCGCUGGUGCCUCGGCGGAUUGUGUUGAUAAGGAGGGGCGCACGCCGCUUAUGAUGGCUGCUUGGAAGAAUCAUGGGAGGAUUUUGGGGUUGUUACUUGCCCGUGGGGCGAAUGUGAAUAAGAAGGAUUUGAGGAGGAGGAAUGCUUUGCAUAAUCUUGCCGCUGAUAAGGAUUGUCGGUGGGGAUGGGGGGAGGAGGUUGUUAGGUUGUUGUUGACGACUAAUGUUACGCUUGGGGGGGAGGAGGGUGUUGAUGAAUUGGGUAGGACGCCGUUGCAUUGGGCUUGUGCGAGUGGGAAUUGGGGGCUUGCUGAGAUGUUGCUUGCCAGCCGGGAGACGGGGAAGGCGAUUGAGAUUGAUGCUGUUGAGUUGAGGGGGAAGACUGCUUUGCAUGUUGCUACUGCUCAUGACCGUAUUGAUAUUGUGCUCUUGUUGCUUGAGCAUGGGGCUUCGGUCAAUGCUGCUAGUGACGGUGGUUGGACGCCUUUGCAUAAUGCUUGUGAUAAGGGGUGUGAGGGCAUUGUGAGGAUUUUGCUGAAGGCUGGGGCGUUGGUGAAUGCUCAGUUGUUGAAUGGCGUUACACCUUUGCAUCUUGCUGCGCAGGGUGGACAUCGCGAGGUUGUGGAGUGCUUGCUUGAGAGAGAUGAUUUGAAGAGGAGGGUCAGGGAUAAUUUUGGGAGUACGCCGUUUCUCAGGGCUGCGCAAUUUAAGCGCAAGGAUAUUGUGUUGUUGUUGGCGCCGUUUAACAAUGUCGAAUCUCUGUCUGAUGAUAUCAAGGAUGCCUGUGCUGCGUUUGAUGCGACGGUUGUUGAUUUUGGCAACUUCCACAAUGAGAAUCGCGUCAAGCGCAUGUCUGUUUUUGAUCUGCUGUAUGGCAGGGAUCGAGAGAAUCCUCGCAAGCAGGCUGUGACGACUAUUCCGGCCGAUAGUCGCGCGACUGAUUUCAGGUGGAUUCAUCUGCCUGCUAAUAAUAUGGCCUGGGUGGAAGCUUUGCUGACCAAAUCAUUUAUUGAGGAGGGGGCUCAUGAUGUUGAUGGUUUUAAGGGACUGGAGAAAUCGUUCAACUAUCAACAUCGAGGUCAGCGGACUCAUUCACAUUUCAUGCGGCCGUUGUGUCAAAACACACCGCGGACGAUGAUGCGACGAUGGGAGGAAGAGAAAGAGAAAGAAACCGAGGAGGAGCUGUCAGAAGGACAAGCCAAACCAGAGCAUACAUCUCGCAAACAGAAAGGCGGCAAGAUGGAGCGAGUCGAUUCACACUCCCAAGAUGAACCAGCGAAGAAAGGCAAAAGCAAUCAGAACCAGAAUCAGAAACGUGGCAAGUCGGGAAGUGUACCAGGGACCCCCAAGUCUGAAACAAAAGGCAAGUCGCCUUGGGGACCGAGUGAGAAACAGACUCGAUCAUCGCCUCUGUUGUCAUCAAUGUGCAAAGACCCUCAUCCUCUUGUCUCGGCCUGUAACAUCUGCGUCUUCAUGCCAUACCUCCACUUCGAGACAACAGAGCGAAGACAAAAGAUGCAAGAUGCUAUUCAACGCGCCGAGACAUUGGAAUUCAUUCCAGGAGGAAUGAAGAGAAUGCGCACAAGAGACGAAAUGCUCAUCGAUGCACAUCUCUCAUCCUCCACAACCUCUCUGCACGUCCGCAGAACACUAGACCAAUUCUUCUACCCAAAUAUCGAUACCAGGAGCCGCGACCAGGACCAAGUGGUAUAUCGAUACCAAACCAAAAGUCCAGGGAUGGGUUCCGACCCCAAGAUCUUCAUGGUCGACCAACUGUGGAUGUGGAUUCUCGGCACGAACCUCAUUGUCACAGGGUUCCCACAAAGAUGGGACCAACCCAAGAACGACCCGCUCAACGUACUAGAUGGGAUUAUCGAGGAUAUCAAUUCCAAGACUCGCGACCCGGUCAAGUCAGUAUAUGACCUAGCAAUUAUCAUUACAAGUCGAUGCUCGGGAGUCUUUGAUCGACACCGGCUAGGCGAUGAGGAAUACCAAUUCCUGGAUAUGUUCGAGUCAUCCAUCGGUAUAGCAACGGACAAGGAGACUCUUCUAUUUAACCAAUUCAACCACGCCUCCGUGCAAGCAUCCGACUGGCUAAAAAGCCACCGCAAGCUCAACGGAUCAUUCUCAAAAUCGGUCGACGAAGAUGGCCUGACAAGCGAUUACUGCGACGAAGACGGUCAACCACUCUUCGUUGACCGGCUCCUAGACAUCGGACAAGAAACCGAUCUCUUAGCCGAAACAAAAGACAUCCGCGACGAACUAAACAUGAUACGCACAGUCCUUGAACACCAAAAAUACGUCCUGAUCGAUUUCCAAGAUGUUAUUUGCGAGACAUAUCAAGGCCAGCAUCGCUCCCAGGUCGAAGUGAAGAAACGGUUCAAGGAUCAGCAGCGCGUUAUCGAUAUGCACCUCAAGGAUAUCGAUCGAAUGGAUAAACAGGCCGAACGCAUCUACCACUCUAUCACUGACCUGCUAGAUCUAAAACAGAAACAUGCCAAUGCCUUCGAGGCUCGCUUUGCGCGUGAUCAGGCUGCUGGUACUACACGCCAGAGUAAGACGAUUAUGGUCUUCACCAUUGUCACGAUCGUCUUUUUGCCGCUGUCGUUUAUCACGUCCAUUUUCACGAUCAAUAUGAAGGAAUUCGAUAAUUUGAAUCUUGGCUAUGUGGCUAAGUAUACCUUCGGCAUUGGCUUUGCGAUUUCCAUCCCGCUUGUCUGGGUUGCCUUGACCGUUGAUGAUAUUGGUGGUUUCUUCCGUGUUGGCAGUCGGCGCUGGCUGGCUGGGCGGAAGAAGGCUGCUGCGCCGGCUGAACGGGAGGGACCGUUGCAGGCGCUGGAGAUGGAGAAGAUUAUUAGCCUGUCACGUAUGCGUCGGAGUGUGGACGUUGAAUAUGGGGGAAAUUUGUUGCCUGUGUCCACGCGCGGCUCUGCCGUGUCUAAGCGGCCUGGUUUAUAUGCUAAUGGUUUGGGCAAUGGGGUGAGGAAAAGUUAUGAUGCUCGGUCAAGUAAUGACUACAGAUCACGAUGA
Penicillium antarcticum is the source of this 3333-nucleotide messenger RNA. Its product is annotated as ankyrin repeat protein. The transcript has a single exon. Bases 1 to 3333 code for a protein of 1110 amino acids. Gene Ontology annotation, cellular component: synapse; axon initial segment; membrane. The record is from RefSeq and is a predicted model, not a curated record. Gene Ontology annotation, biological process: neuronal action potential; negative regulation of delayed rectifier potassium channel activity; metal ion transport. NCBI's taxonomy places the organism in Eukaryota, Fungi, Ascomycota, Eurotiomycetes, Eurotiales, Aspergillaceae. Gene Ontology annotation, molecular function: transmembrane transporter binding; metal ion transmembrane transporter activity.